GCAAUGCGAUACCUAGCCUGGGUCGGCAUCCCCGCUCGCGUGUUCAACGUCGGCACGUAUCGCCGACAAGGCACCCCCCAGCCCAACGCGACGUUCUUCGACCCGCACAACUCGGAAGGCGAGAAGAUGCGCCGCGCCGCGGCCGAGGAGGCCGUGUCGGACAUGCUGCAGUGGUUCCGGGCCGGGAAGGGCGUGGUGGCGAUUCUGGAUGCCACCAACUCCACGAAAGAGCGCCGGCGGUGGAUCAACGAGCGCUGCGCCGAGGCCGACGUCGAGACCCUCUACGUCGAGUCGAUAUGCGACGACGAGGACCUCAUCAUGAACAAUAUCCUCGAGGUCAAGACCACCUCGCCCGACUACAAGGGGCAGGACCCUGAAGAGGCUGCUCUCGACUUCCGGAACCGGAUCCGCAAUUACGAGAAGUCGUACGAGACUAUCGAUGAUAAUGAGAAGCAUUUCACCUAUGUUAAGCUCAUCAAUGUCGGCUCGACUGUCAUCAUUAACCAGAUUAAGGACUAUCUGUCUAGUCGCCUGGUUUACUAUAUCCAGAAUUUGCAUAUUAAGCCGCGCUCUAUCUGGUUGUCUCGGCACGGCGAAUCAGAAUACAAUCUCACCGGGAAAAUCGGCGGCGACUCGAACAUCUCGGAGCGCGGCGAGGCGUACGCGCGGGCCCUGCCGGGGCUGAUGAAGAAAUCCGGGGUGCCCCCCAACACGAAGAUCGUGAUCUGGACCUCAACGCUACGCCGAACCAUCCAGACCGCGCGUCACCUCAAAGCCGAGACGGGAUACGAGAAACUCGAAUGGAAGGCGCUGGACGAGCUCGACUCGGGCAUGUGCGACGGGCUGACCUACGAGGAGAUCGCGCAGAAAUACCCGGAGGACUUCGCGGCACGCGACGAAGACAAGUACAACUACCGGUAUCGCGGCGGCGAGUCCUACCGCGACGUGGUCAUCCGCCUCGAGCCGAUCAUCAUGGAGCUGGAGCGCAGCGAGAACGUCAUCAUCGUCACCCACCAGGCCGUCCUCCGCUGCAUCUACGCCUACUUCCUCAAUACCCCCCAGGAGCAGAGCCCGUGGAUGGAGGUGCCCCUGCACACCCUCAUCAAGCUCACCCCGCGCGCCUACGGCACCGAGGAGCAGCGCUUCAAGGCCGAUAUCCCUGCCGUCUCGACCUGGCGGGCCAAGGGCACCUCCGCCAAACACCAGGAAUAUCCGACCGAGAUUAAGACGUGAGAGUGAGAUUCAUCCAUCCGAUUCCGCGCUGGAUGGGGAUGGAUGCUCGGUUCGUGUACAGCUUCCUGUCCGGUCUGUCUGUCUAUAUUAUAUUAUAGAGUAAUUGUACGUCUUGGUAUAGCUUAACAUAGCCUGCCUUGGCAGCACUAGGUACAUGACAUGACAUGCUGCCUGGGAUGGUUGAUUCAGGGAUAGAUGGGGAUGUGGAUGAUAGUUGGCUUGACUUGACUUGACCUGACUUAGCUUGGCGAGACGUCAUCCGGUUUAGCGAUAGAUUAGAAUACAUACCGGUUCUGAAUAUAUAUGAGUG
This is a messenger RNA of Aspergillus heteromorphus CBS 117.55, 1543 nucleotides long. RefSeq names its product bifunctional nucleoside/nucleotide kinase/histidine phosphatase family protein. Gene Ontology annotation, biological process: fructose 2,6-bisphosphate metabolic process; fructose metabolic process. Gene Ontology annotation, molecular function: ATP binding; 6-phosphofructo-2-kinase activity; fructose-2,6-bisphosphate 2-phosphatase activity. The record is from RefSeq and is a predicted model, not a curated record. NCBI's taxonomy places the organism in Eukaryota, Fungi, Ascomycota, Eurotiomycetes, Eurotiales, Aspergillaceae. The transcript has 2 exons. Gene Ontology annotation, cellular component: cytosol. The coding region runs from base 4 to 1233 and encodes 409 amino acids.